Episyrphus balteatus (marmalade hoverfly) is the source of this 1276-nucleotide messenger RNA. It is a transcript of the gene Gos28, whose product is annotated as Golgi SNAP receptor complex member 1. NCBI's taxonomy places the organism in Eukaryota, Metazoa, Arthropoda, Insecta, Diptera, Syrphidae. The coding region runs from base 366 to 1058 and encodes 230 amino acids. Gene Ontology annotation, molecular function: SNAP receptor activity. Gene Ontology annotation, biological process: endoplasmic reticulum to Golgi vesicle-mediated transport; vesicle fusion. The transcript has 6 exons. The record is from RefSeq and is a predicted model, not a curated record. Gene Ontology annotation, cellular component: Golgi membrane; cis-Golgi network; Golgi medial cisterna.
AGAAAAAAUAUCAAAAAAUCAGUUUUCAAACGAAAAAAAAAUUAAUUUCGUUCAAGAUUUUGUUGUGCAAUUUUUGUAUUUAAAAUUUCGCUUCGCUUCAGCUGCUUAAAAAUAGGCGGUGCAGCCCUGCAUCAUAAAUGCAUCCAUUUUUUCGGCCUCUACUAUAAAGCUUAAAAAUCUCUUAAAAACUAGUAAAAUCAUUACGCAAAAUUAAACAAAAUAUUGACAAUUUAUUUACACAAAAACAUUCCAGUCCCCUGGGAAUUGAUGACAUUUCUCACUAACGUCAAAUAAAAAAAUUUCAACCAAAAGCCAAAUCACCUUUGUGAAUUAAAAAUUUUUUGUUUUCAUUUUUGGUAACAAAAAUGAGCAUCUUAAAUUAUGAUGCACUCCGGAAACAAGCCAGACACUUAGAAAAUGAAAUUGAUUUGAAGCUCGUUGCAUUUAGCAAAAUUGGGGCAGGCUCAUCGAGUUCGGGGGGUCACAGUUCAGCAGAUACAUCACCGCUCCUUGGCGAACAUGUCUUCGAUUCAUUGUCCGAGGAAAUUGCUCAAAUGUUAGAUAAGCUUUCUUCUCUUAACGAGAAUAUGUCCGAACUUCCAACUUCUGGAGCAGCUGCAAUACACACUCUACAACGCCAUCGAGAAAUUCUCCAAGGCUAUCGGCAGGAAUUCAACAAAAUAUGCGCCAAUCACACGACUCGCAUGGAACGAGAAGAACUCUUGCGUGGCUCUGGACUCUCGACAAAUCUCAACAGUCCAUCCAGUUCGGGACUGAGUCGAAGAGAUAUGUAUUUGAAAGAAAGUAGUCAUAUCAACAGUUCGAAUUCUUUGAUAAACGACCAAAUCAGCAUCGCUAUGGAAACCAAAGAACAUCUUCUCUCACAGAGGCAAUCAUUUAAACGUCUUCAGACCAGAUUCAAUGAUAUAUCAAAUCGAUUUCCUUUGAUUUCAAGCUUGGUUCAGAGGAUAAAUAUAAAAAAACGUCGUGAUUCGAUGAUAUUGGGACUGGUUAUUGGAAUUUGUACUAUCCUUUUGCUGUUAUAUGCUUUCAACUGAAAGCAUAGAGCAUAGUUGAUGAGGAUAUGGAAUUCAAGGAAAGGUUUGACUGAUUCAGUUGGAGAUCAUUUUUUUAAGAUAAGAAAAUAAAUAAUUAAUAAAUAACAAAAAUAAUAUUUUAUUCCAAACAAAAAAAGUAAUAAUUAAAAUUAAGUUGAUGUAUUUUGUGAUAAAAAUCAAGUAAAAAGUAAAUAACGAAAUAUAUUUUAAAUAUAAUA